Messenger RNA from Cylicostephanus goldi, 675 nucleotides. NCBI's taxonomy places the organism in Eukaryota, Metazoa, Nematoda, Chromadorea, Rhabditida, Strongylidae. The record is from the annotation of a GenBank genome assembly.
ACAUAUUUCUAUCUAUCAAGCAUUAUGGAUGAAAAAUUCGCUACUGCACAUCUUGCAUCGUUGCAAAACGUUGUCGUACCGCUUUCCGAUGUUGUCGGAACCGCAGCUAUUGGGAACUACAGCGAAAUCCUUCAUGUGGGGACGAAAAGUGAUUGCGAGGAGAAAGCUCUGCAAUCAUCUGCGGAGGAGGAUUCAAUAGAAUUCAAGCCUGAACCAGGAAUGGGUAUCGACAGAAUUGACGAUCACUCAUCCUUGAAUGCGCUGAUGAGUCAGUCCAAUCAAAUAAUGAAUGAGGUAGCUGUACGUAAUGAUGAGCUUCUGGCCGAUAUGUUGAGGCGCGGACUUAGCGAGGAAUUCCGUGCUUGGAGAGAGCAGACUACUGCCCUCUUGGAAGAGGCUGUGGCUUUGAAUAGGGAAAUAUUGCGAAGGCUUCCCGCUCCUGUACAAACAAACUCAGACGCUAUCAACUACGGCAUCGUUGCGCAAGAGAGGGUGGAGCGACUAAAGGAACUACGCAGUGAUAAUUGCAUCUACAAGUACUACAACGUGCCACUUGAUGCCAGAAAGACUGCAUGGAAGACAGCAAAGAAUGCCCUGAACGCGAGAGCUCGUCACAAGAGGAGGUUAAAAGCCAAUGGCGCCAUUUCCGAUAGCAAACCUGCGCAUCGUAAGUGA